Messenger RNA from Nothobranchius furzeri (turquoise killifish), 1322 nucleotides. The record is from RefSeq and is a predicted model, not a curated record. NCBI's taxonomy places the organism in Eukaryota, Metazoa, Chordata, Actinopteri, Cyprinodontiformes, Nothobranchiidae.
AUGGUCAGAACUCUGGCGGGUCGUCCAGGAUCAUUUAGUUUGACAACUUGUCUUUUUGAGAGUCUGGAUCCAGUUCAGACUGGUUCUGUGGCGUUCCACGGAGCUCUGAUAGAACCCCCACCUCUCAUGUUCCUCCACGUGAACUAUCCACAGGACCUGAUUCUACGUCAGCAGUUACCAUCCCGCUUGGCACCACAAAGGUUCUGGUCCACCGCCCGUUGUAUGUUUGGUUUAAUCAGGGAUGAUGUAACCAGAAGAACUAACGGAACCCUGAGCUCAGGAACAGCUGCUCAGAACCAAAACCCGUCCUCCUCCCAUGUCCCGCAGCAGGAGCAGAAAAGGGCAGAACCACCAGAUUUACCAGGACCAGCAGGUCUAGGACUACCAGAACCACCAGGACCAGCAGGUCUAGGACUACCAGGACAACCUGGACCACCAGAACCAGCAGGUCUAGGACUACCAGGACGACCACGACCAGCAGGUCUAGGACUACCAGAACCACCAGGACCAGCAGGUCUAGGACUACCAGGACAACCUGGACCACCAGAACCAGUAGGUCUAGGACUACCAGGACGACCAGGACCAACAGGUCUAGGACAACCUGGACCACCAGGACCACCAGAUUUACCAGGACCAGCAGGUCUAGGACUACCAGAACCAGCAGGUCUAGGACUACCAGGACGACCACGACCAGCAGGUCUAGGACUACCAGGACAACCUGGACCACCAGAACCAGCAGGUCUAGGACUACCAGGACGACCACGACCAGCAGGUCUAGGACUACCAGGACAACCUGGACCACCAGAACCAGCAGGUCUAGGACUACCAGGACGACCACGACCAGCAGGUCUAGGACUACCAGGACGACCAGGACCAACAGGUCUAGGACAACCUGGACCACCAGGACCAGCAGGUCUAGGACUACCAGAACCACCAGGACCAGCAGGUCUAGGAUUACCAGAACCACCAGGACCAGCAGGUCUAGGACAACCUGGACCACCAGGACCAGCAGGUCUAGGACUACCAGAACCACCAGGACCACCAGGACCAGCAGGUCUAGGACUACCAGAACCACCAGGACCACCAGGACCUGCAGGUCUAGGACUACCAGAACCACCAGGACCACCAGGACCAGCAGGUCUAGGACUACCAGAACCACCAGAACCACCAGGACCUGCAGGUCUAGGACUACCAGAACCACCAGGACCACCAGGACCUGCAGGUCUAGGACUACCUGGACCAAGUUUGAGACGAUGAAACAUGUGAAUCAUUAAUAAGUGCUUUCUAUUGGACAGUGAAAGGAGUGGUGUGUGAAUAUUAAA